AUGACGUCUGUAGAAAGCACUGCUUACAUCGGUAGUCCUGUUUGUAAACAGUCGCUGUGGCUCCUCCUCUCCCCGAAACCCAUGGCCAAUCCUGACAGGAACUGGAUCCUGGGCUUCGACAGGUCGGGAAACCCGGCACAGCGGUCUCAGGUUUUGGAGACACCGUCGGCGAAUGUUGAGCCGGGAAGGGCAGGGACGGCGGUGUGGGGUGGCUUGAACGCCGACCACUGGCACCAAGCAGACGUCGACGGGAUCCAAGAAACGCCGAGGCACCCGAGAGCCCAGAAACGAUCCAUGCGACGGUCGGGUAAAAGGAGAACAGUGCGUCAGGAGCCCAUCAUCUUCUCCGGCCACAGGCUGAGCAAAGAAGACGACUCCAUCUGGUUUAGAUCUGCUGAAGUGGAAGAUAACGGCUUCUACACGUGCGUUCUAAGGAACUCGACGUACUGCAUGAAAGUGUCCAUGUCGAUGACCGUGGAGGAGAGCGACGAGGGGAAGUGCUACAGCAGCAAGAUCCGGCACCUGGAGAAAGCCGAGGUGACCCACAGCAAAAUGAUCACCUGUCCCGACAUCGAAGACUAUCUGGCUCCGUACAAACAACCGCAGAUGACCUGGUAUAAGGAGUGUGAGCGAGUGGAAUGGAGGAGCUCCGUUACCGUCAACACUACGCACGUCUGGAUUCCUGAGGUGGAGGAGGGCGACGCCGGGAACUAUACGUGCGCACUGCAGUACGGAUCCAAGCAGGUGCGACGGACAACGCAACUAAAAGUAACAGCGCUGCAGACGACUCAGCCUCCCAAAGUCCUUUUCCCUCCAGAGAGACAAGACACGGUGAUAGAAAUCACGCCUGGUAUGUCCCUGAGUCUGGACUGCAAGGCCUUUUUUGGCUACAGCGGAGAAAACAGGAGACCCAUCAUCUACUGGAAGAAAGGAGAGAAGUAUGUGGAGGAGCUGGCAGGACACAUCAAAGAAAGUGAAAUCAUGAUCUUGAGAGAACAUUUAGGUGAGAAGGAAGUGCAGGUGUCGCUGACGUUUGACGCCGUGGAGGAGGCAGAUCUGGCCAAUUACACCUGCUACGUAGAGAACCGCAUCGGGAAGCGCAGUGGGAGCGCAAUACUGCAGAAGAAAGAUAUGUAUCGCCUGGAGCUGGCGGGCGGCCUUGGGGUCAUCCUGCUGUUGCUGGGGAUCCUAACCGCGCUUUAUAAGUGCUACAACCUGGAGAUCAUGCUCUGCUACAGGAGACACUUCGGGAGCGACGAGACUGAAGAUGACAACAAGGAGUACGACGCCUACCUGUCCUACACCAAGGUGGACCUGGACUCUUUGGGCAGGACGAGCAGCGACGAGGAGACCUUUGCUCUGGAGAUUCUACCGGACGUUCUUGAAAAGCAUUACGGAUACAAACUAUUUAUACCAGACAGAGAUUUAAUACCCAGCAGUACCUACAUUGAGGACUUGGCGCGUAGCGUGGAGCAAAGCAGACGUUUGAUCAUUGUUCUGACUCCAGAAUUUGUUGCCAAAAGAGGCUGGAGCAUCUUCCAGAUAGAGACACGUCUCCACUCCAUGCUGGUUACAGGAGAGAUCAAGGUGAUCAUGAUAGAGUGCGCAAACUUGAAGAAUGUCAUGAACUACCAAGAGGUGGACGCGCUGAAGCAUACGAUCAAGGUCUUAUCUGUUAUCAAGUGGAGGGGUCCAAAGAGCAAUGAGCUGUCCUCCAAGUUUUGGAAGCAGGUGGUCUAUGAGAUGCCGGCUAAACGCAGAGAGACUCUGUCCAGACGUCAGGUAAUGGACUCAGGUGAACAGGGCCUCUUUGGUGACCUACAGACAACUGUCUCAACCAUCGCCAUGACGACCACCUCUGCCUCCCUAGCGCCCCCUAAUGAGAAUCGCCAUGGCCACCAUCAGGUUGCCUUGGCAACGGAGAUCCCUGACUACAACCAGAUGACCUUGCCACUGGGAGGGGGUCACACUGCUACAGCGGCCCAAAUGCGGCACUUCUGCCGCAGCUACGAGUUCCAGCUUCCCCCACAGCCUUCUUCCAUGUCGCCUCCGCUCCCUCCUCCCUCCACGGUGCAGUUCUCCACCCUGGGCCCCGGGGGGCGCCAUGUCUACUGCAACAUCCCCAUGACACUGCUGAAUGGACAGGUGUCUCAGAGCAGUACGCUUGGGAAGAAGCCAGACCUCCACCUGAACAGCACCUUCGUACCGCUCACCAGCAGAGAACUAAGCUCUGAUAUCUGGUAGACUGACGGCUCAGUCGGUACCCGUUUACGGACCGCUGGGCAGACGCCUUCUGGUGGAUUGCUUGUACAACUGGACUUUGUUUGGGGGGGUUUGACUUUGUACAGACUUGAGAGUUAGAUGGCUCCUCGAAGACUGCCUGAGGACUGCUACUGGGUCACUUCAUACCACGUCAUGAACAAAGAUGGUGGAUGAGGCAUGUCUUGAAUCUUAAGUGUACUGGACAAAGACAAAUUCUAAGAGCAAUUGCUCUCCGUGAUGAGGGGAGUGAACUGGCUGCAGAUUGACACCAGCUUGGAUUGCAAAAAGUCAACCAUUGCAAAGGGAGUGCUGCUGCUGACUGACCAACAAUAUGGCCCACUGGGCAGAGAAAAAUAAAAUUUUUAGACAGA
Molecule: messenger RNA, 2633 nt
Organism: Poecilia reticulata (guppy)
Lineage: Eukaryota; Metazoa; Chordata; Actinopteri; Cyprinodontiformes; Poeciliidae
Source: RefSeq, a predicted model, not a curated record